CGGCAACUUCCAGAUGAUUCCAGUGAGUGCGUGGUUUGGAGCAACAACAGUGGCUGCAUACAAGACACUGGAUGAAGACGAAGCAGAAGAGGAGUUCAGAGAGACAAGAUCCUGAAUCACUUCAACCUUAUGUUGCAAAAAAGACUGAAGGAUGAGCAGGCAGACGACGAAGAAGAUCAGUCUUCUGCCAUAGGAAAGUUGAAUCCUUCUGAAAUGGGUUUAAACUCAAUGAAGGAAGCCAGCCUUUCUUCUGGAGGUUCCGCUUUCCUGAAGAGUCUGGGUGCAGAGAAGGGAGGAAACUCGAAAGUGUAUUACAAAAACGUAUUGAAGACAGCUUCAUCUGCACUAAAAAUCUCAGAUUACGACGACGACUACAUGAGUUCAUCGGGAGAAGAAGAAGAGGGUGGUUUUGACGACGACGAGGCCUCGGGUGGUGGUAAGAAAAAGAAGAAAGGAAAGAAGGGUACAGGGGACGAUGCAGAUGAGAAGCCUAUGGUGGUGGGGGGUAAGAAGAAGAAGAAAGAUGGCCAGUCUGCUGUGGAGGGGGAGGAGGGGGACGAAGUGGAGGAGGAGAGUGACGAUGGGGAUGUGGAGGGGCUGGAGUAUGACUACAACGAGGCAGAGAGCUCCCCCAGUGAGGGUGAGUCGGAAGAUGAAAACGAGACUGUAGCAGAUGACAAGAAGGCAGUGCCAGUUGAGAUGGACAAUGUGAUUGAGGAAGAGAACGAACUGGAUCAGCCGGAAGAGGAUGCAGAUGCAAGCAAUGAUGGCCACAAGGGAGGGGAGGGGUCGGGAAAAGGGGCGGACGAAGAUGGAAGGGGCGGGAAGAACUCGGGCAAAGGAGAUGCGGGCAAAAGGAAAAGAGGUACUGCCAAUUCCUCUCCGAAUGACUCGAGUGAUGACGACGAUGACUCAGACGAGGACCCAGACAACGUCACUUCUAUCCUGUUUCUCGCUAGCUCAAAACUAGGGAAGGAGAAAUCAGAAGGCGAAGGUCAAAGUAGUUCAUCGGGGAAGACUUCUGCUGACGGUUCUUCUAAAGGUGCUAAUGGAACAUCAGCCGGGAAUGGAAGCGCAGCUGGUCCGAAUCUGACUGAGAAACAGGCGAAGACAGCUGCAGUGCUCUCCAGUGCAAAAGUUGACACUCCAUCGACAAGUAGUGGGAAACGGAAAGCAAGAACAGACUCUCCAAAGGAAAGCAAGAGAGCGAAAACAGAAUCUAAGUCGGGUGACUCUCUGGAGGAGCUGAUCAAGAAGUACGUGAAGCGCAAGCCGACUGCCACUGGGGAGCUGCUGAUCAAAGUGAAGAAGAGUAAACCUGACUUGAGUAGUGCAGAACUAGUUAAGCUGCUGGUGGAUACCAUGUCCAAUCUAGGAGUGAAGAGCAAGACUCUCAAUGGCAAGACUAUGUGGUACAUGAAGGAGGAGAAAUGAAAUGAAAAUAAAGGAAGUGAAAAACGAGUCUAUCCUCAUUCGACCCUUAUAUAACCAUAUAAGUAAGGCACCCACAAAUAAUAAAAACACCUACAGACACCAGUCUUUGGAUACGACUUCCUUGUCAUUUGCGUGGAUACUAUCAAAAGGCAUUUCUAGUUUUUCUUGCAUUUGAAGUCUUCAUAUUGUAGAGAAAAUUAACUUUUUGCGUGGUCAUAUUAUUGAUGCUGAGUUUGUAAGAAAAUCUGGAAGACUUGAGAGAGAACGAAUGGAUGGAGAGAAAGUUGCGUUUGAAACCCCAGCAAAUCAACUUUAUGAACUGAAACUGUUAUUAAUCUGCUAACAUCGCUAGUUGCCUAUAGUGAUAAUCGGCAAUAUCGAUGGGAAAAUUGACAGAUUAAAUGUUUUGAAGCUUGAUUUGAAUUUAAUUUUCUUUUGCGAAAUGAUCUUCUAACUCAUAUGCUGUAUUUGGAUAUAUAAGCGUUGUCCAUCGAUGCGUGUUAACUGAAAUUUUUGAUAAAUUGUUUUCGUAUUUUUAAAUUUAUUUUCUCGUGUUGAAUAAUAUAGCUUUACUUCGA
Messenger RNA from Symsagittifera roscoffensis, 2012 nucleotides. RefSeq names its product general transcription factor IIF subunit 1-like. Lineage: Eukaryota; Metazoa; Xenacoelomorpha; Acoela; Convolutidae. The coding region runs from base 130 to 1434 and encodes 434 amino acids. Gene Ontology annotation, biological process: transcription initiation at RNA polymerase II promoter; positive regulation of transcription elongation by RNA polymerase II. The record is from RefSeq and is a predicted model, not a curated record. Gene Ontology annotation, molecular function: DNA binding. Gene Ontology annotation, cellular component: nucleus. The transcript is spliced from 10 exons.